AUAAACUUCCAUUGUCACAAAGCCUAGCUAGUGCACUGAAUCAUAUGGCCUUCUCAAAACUGAGCUUGUUUGCCUUUGUGCUUGUUCACGCCUUCCUCCUCCAUUCUUCUCCAGUAUAUUGUAAUGAAGAAGAAGACGAUCUUUUCGAGGAACUCAACAGUUUCAGGGGAUCCCUAAACCUCACAGCCUUCACAGAAAACGAAAAGGCCGAUUGUAUAGCCGACGAAAUCUCAGAUGAGCUAGAGGAUGAGCUAUGCUCUAGAGCAGCUGAAUACCAGAUUAAACCAGGAAAUGGUCCUCAGUUCCCCUCCUUCACCAAGUCCUUAACCAAGUGUGACAUAGACAACAGCACCACAACUGAUGGGAUCAUUUUGCCUGUUUGUGUGCGCAAUUUGGACCCAGAUCUGGUGCGUACAAAUUAUACUGACACCAAAUUUGCCCACUUUCUGAAUGAUUCCAAGUAUACAGGAGCUGGGCUUGGUUCUAAGGAUGAUUGGAUGAUCGUUGUGUUGACCACUGACGCACAUAGUGGGAGCUUUACUGGUGGUGCUGCUUCUUUGGUUGCAAUUGGCAUGGUUCACUACAUGGUUGCUUUGUUGUUGGGAUUGUUCUUGGUUUUGCUAUGAUCGAUCAAGUGUUUUACUUAAUUUUUUUUUUCCUCUGAUAUAUUGUGUAUGAUAUGAAUAAUGUGAUUUUUCUCUUCAAAUUUUAUACAUGAUAAGAA
Rosa rugosa (rugosa rose) is the source of this 724-nucleotide messenger RNA. RefSeq lists its product as uncharacterized. NCBI's taxonomy places the organism in Eukaryota, Viridiplantae, Streptophyta, Magnoliopsida, Rosales, Rosaceae. The coding region runs from base 45 to 626 and encodes 193 amino acids. The transcript has 2 exons. The record is from RefSeq and is a predicted model, not a curated record.